Molecule: messenger RNA, 1800 nt
Organism: Egretta garzetta (little egret)
Lineage: Eukaryota; Metazoa; Chordata; Aves; Pelecaniformes; Ardeidae
Product: flocculation protein FLO11-like
Exons: 10
Coding region: 205-1593 (462 amino acids)
Source: RefSeq, a predicted model, not a curated record
UCUAGAAAAUGAAAUCCUUUCACUUGACGAGGUCACGGGGGGCUGGCCAGCAGCCAGGCACAGGGCCCCUGCGCGGCUCUGCCCAUUCCUCUCUACGAGCCCAUCGCUUCCUCCGGGACACUUCUCUUGCACGCCGCGAGAAGAGGCUUAGAUUUGCUCCUCUGCUCAGUAUUUAGUUUGCACUACGCUUUGAGAAGGGGAAAAAUGAGUGCCUGGCCCUCUCCUCUGCUUUGGAGCUUAACCACGGUGUGUUUAACAGGUAUUGCUUUAGGCCAGACAACCACGAGCCAGGUCCCCAUUGCAUCAACACCAGUGCCUCCCAGUGCAACCACGAGCCAGGUCCCCAUUGCAUCAACACCAGCGCCUCCCAGUGCAACCACCAGCCAGGCCCCCCUUGCAUCAACCCCAGCGCCUCCCAGUGCAACCACUUCCAUGGCCUCUGCACCCUCAACUGCCUCUGCAACACUCUCAUCUGGAGCAGCAUCAACCACUGCAAACCUUGUCACGUCCACAGCAGCACUGUCUGCUGAUCCAAGCAGAAAAACGCCUGCUCAGACUCUGCCUGCCACCACGGAUGUGACCGUCCUCCCCUCUGGCAGCACAGCCACUUCUCAGGCAUCUACCGGGCCAAUGGCCACAUCCACCAGCACCCCAGUGUCCGCUCCAGGCGUGACCACGUCUCCUGGGGUCCCAUCAGCAGCUCCGUUCCUCGCCACCACCAAGCCCUCCAACUGCAGCAGAGUGAACGUGACAGCCUGUGCCCGCUGCUCCCCAGGGACGUUUCCCAACAAAGGUACCCUGAGCUGCUCGUGCUGUGCGGGGGCCUCGUGCACAGACCCCAGCGCCUGCACCUCCUGCCCGCUGGGCCACUACCAGCCUGAAAGUGGGCAACCAUCGUGUCUGCCUUGCCCACAGGGGCAUUACGCCAACCUCCCCAGGAGCACCGCAUGCCUGCCCUGCCCGCCCGGCCAUUACGCUGGGGAGCCCGGGGUCGCAGCCUGCAGCGCCUGCGAGCGGGGCUAUUUUAACUCCAAGGAAAGUGCAGCUUUCUGUCUGCCUUGCCUGCCUGGAUCAUUUUGCAACAUCACCAGCUGCGCGGCGUGUCUGCCUUGCCCCGGGGGGCAGGAGGCUCUUUGGGAGGCAUCGGGGCAGUGCACGCCUUGCCCACCAGGUAUGUUCAAAGGUCCCAGCGACAACAAAUGCAAGCCCUGCAGGACAGGAGAAUACCAGUUACAGUGGGGCAAGGAGAGCUGUGACCUGUGCCCAGAAAAUCACUACUGCCCCAGCCCAGAUGUGAACCCGGUCAAGUGCCCCCCCGAAGCCAUCUGUCCCGCGGGCAGUGCUGAGCCGGCGUACUGCAUGGAGGUCUUGCUUUACAAGGCAGGGGACUCCUGCCAGCUGACUCCCCUGAUGGUCAUCCUCCUGGCUGUCUUCUCAGCAGGUACGAUCCUUGUUGUCUUUCUAAUAAUUCUGAGAAGAAGGCAAGACCAUAGCAAGAAUUCAUUAAAAUCUCUACUCCUGCCCCGAGGCUCAGGACGACACAUGACGUACGGGGGGACGGAGCACACAGAACCAGUCUACACUGGCUGGUAGUGCAGGACACGCUGUCAGCAAGCACCCUCUUCUUUUUGCCAUGGGGCAAUUCAGAUGUGCGCCUGUGGGAAAAUGUUUAACCAUGAGCAACCUAUUUCUGUAUAGCUAAAGUAAGCGCGGAGAAAUAAAACUCAGUCUUUGAGUUUUGGCUAUUUGUGCUAACCAACCCAGCUGCCAGCUGCGUACCGGAAUAGAUCGGUGGGAAAA